This is a messenger RNA of Drosophila rhopaloa, 3328 nucleotides long. RefSeq names its product lon protease homolog, mitochondrial (gene Lon). Gene Ontology annotation, molecular function: serine-type endopeptidase activity; ATP-dependent peptidase activity; ATP hydrolysis activity. The coding region runs from base 108 to 3194 and encodes 1028 amino acids. The transcript has 9 exons. Gene Ontology annotation, cellular component: mitochondrial matrix. Lineage: Eukaryota; Metazoa; Arthropoda; Insecta; Diptera; Drosophilidae. The record is from RefSeq and is a predicted model, not a curated record. Gene Ontology annotation, biological process: mitochondrion organization; protein catabolic process; protein quality control for misfolded or incompletely synthesized proteins.
UUUCACCAGCCGUCACAUAAUCACUCCUCACACAUUUAGACUGCAAAUUGUUUUUAUACCAUUUCUAGAUAUUUCUAAGUAAAUUGCGAGUGGGAAUUGCCGUCAAGAUGCUAGCUCGCGCUAUCCGAGUGCGUCCUGUGAUGCGGGGCAUCGCCUCGACGUCGAUGUGGACCAGGAACCGUCCCGCCCAGAGUUCCCUGAUUCAAUACUGCCGGGAUCAGACGACGCGCCUUCAGCGAUUCCAUGGAGCAAAUUUGAUGGUGCAGCGCUUUUACAGUCGCAAGCGGGACGACCCUGACGAAGAUCUAAUGGAGAAUCAGGGUCCCGAACUGAUGUCCGAUCGGGAUCCCCAGUUGCCGGCCACGGUAGCUGUCCCGGAUGUCUGGCCACAUGUCCCGCUGCUGGCCAUGCGCAAGAAUCCCCUCUUUCCGCGUUUCAUGAAGAUCGUGGAGGUCUCCAAUCCAAUCAUUAUGGACCUGCUGCGGCGCAAAGUCAAACUAAAUCAACCUUACGUGGGCGUAUUUCUUAAGAAAUCCGAUGGCGAGGAAGAGCUCAUCCACAAUUUGAAUGAUGUCUACACUCUCGGCACUUUUGCUCAAAUCCAGGAGCUCCAGGAUUUGGGUGACAAACUGCGAAUGGUUGUGGUGGCCCAUCGCCGCAUUCGAAUCACUGGACAGGUGGUCGAGGAUCUGCCACCUCCUAAACCCGUGAAAAUGACCACUUUGCAUUAUCCACUAUUUAAUAUAAAAUUACAAAUCCCAGCUGAAGAUCAAACGACUGAUCAAGCGGAGGCAGCGUCAAUGAAAUCGAGAUCCGAGACAGCCCGUAAGCCACGUGGCCGGGUUCCCAGGAGUCGGGCUGGCAAGUUACGCGAGCCGGCUGCCGCUGAAGAAAUUGUUCAAAGCCAGACACUGGAACCACCACUGAAAUCAGGCAAAGUUGAGUCUGUGAGUUCGCCCAAGCCUCCCACAGAAGCAAAUCUAGUGGAAGCCACGGCCACUGGACAGCCAGGAGCCGAAGGAGAAGCCACACAAACUUCGUCCAGCCUACCACCUGUACUUAUUGUUGAAGUGGAGAAUGUUAAGCAACCGUCGUACAAGCAAACCGAAGAGGUCAAGGCGCUGACUCAGGAGAUAAUCAAGACUCUGAGGGAUAUCAUCACCAUGAAUCCCUUGUACAGGGAGAGUCUCCAGCAAAUGCUGCAUCAAAACCAACGAGUUGUCGACAAUCCUAUUUAUCUGUGUGACUUGGGUGCUUCACUUUCCGCUGGAGAGCCAGCUGAGCUCCAAAAGAUCCUUGAAGAAACAGAUAUUCCAGAACGCCUGCAGCUGGCCCUGACACUGCUCAAAAAGGAACUCGAGCUCUCAAGAUUGCAACAAAAAAUUGGACGCGAAGUGGAGGAAAAAGUCAAGCAGCAACAUCGCAAAUAUAUACUGCAAGAACAGUUGAAGGUCAUUAAAAAAGAACUGGGGAUCGAAAAAGACGACAAGGAUGCCAUAGGUGAAAAGUAUCGCGAAAAACUCAAGGAUAAAAUUGUUCCCGAAAGUAUAAUGACUGUUAUUGAUGAAGAGCUGACCAAACUGAACUUCCUGGAAAGCCACAGCUCUGAGUUUAAUGUAACCCGCAACUACCUCGACUGGCUCACUUCCCUUCCAUGGGGCGUUAUUAGCACCGAAAACCUCUGUCUGGAGAAGGCCACCGAGAUUCUGAACAAUGAUCACUAUGGCAUGGAAGAUAUUAAGAAGCGUAUUUUGGAAUUUAUCGCCGUCAGUUCGCUGAAGGGCACAACGCAGGGCAAGAUCUUGUGCUUCCAUGGGCCACCUGGUGUGGGCAAGACAAGCAUAGCCAAGUCAAUUGCUCGCGCUUUAAACCGCGAGUAUUUCCGCUUCAGUGUGGGCGGAAUGACGGACGUGGCCGAGAUCAAGGGUCAUCGACGCACCUAUGUGGGUGCCAUGCCGGGCAAGCUUAUUCAGUGCCUUAAAAAGACCAAGAUUGAGAACCCCCUUGUGCUCAUUGAUGAGGUGGACAAGAUUGGAAAAGGCUACCAGGGAGAUCCAAGCUCUGCACUGCUAGAGCUCCUCGAUCCCGAGCAGAAUGCCAAUUUCCUGGAUCACUAUCUGGACGUGCCAGUGGAUCUCUCGCGAGUGCUCUUUAUUUGCACAGCAAAUGUGAUCGACACUAUCCCUGAGCCUUUGAGGGAUCGCAUGGAGUUAAUUGAGAUGUCUGGUUAUGUGGCAGAGGAAAAGAUCGCCAUCGCUCGUCAAUAUUUGAUGCCGCAGGCGAUGAAGGACUGCGGGUUGACGGAUAAGCAGAUCAACAUGACCGAGGAUGCCUUAAAUAUGCUGAUUCGUAGCUACUGUCGGGAAUCCGGUGUUCGAAAUCUGCAAAAGCAUAUAGAGAAAGUAAUCCGAAAGGUGGCCUUCCGACUAGUGAAGAAGGAGGGCGAACACUUCCCGGUAAAUGCCGAUAACCUGACAACAUUCCUGGGCAAGCAGAUCUUCAGCUCGGAUCGCAUGUAUGCCACCACACCGGUGGGCGUGGUAAUGGGUCUGGCCUGGACCGCCAUGGGUGGCUCAUCUUUGUAUAUCGAGACCUCCAGACGGCACAUACGCCACGCCGAGAAAUCGGAUAAGACCGCGGCCAGUGGAACUCUCCACAUCACCGGAAACCUGGGGGAUGUCAUGAAGGAGUCGGCACAAAUAGCCUUAACCGUUGCGCGAAACUUUUUGAACUCACUUGAACCUAACAAUUUGUUCCUGGAGCAGGAACACAUUCACCUCCACGUUCCUGAAGGAGCCACACCAAAAGAUGGUCCCAGUGCUGGAAUCACCAUUAUCACCGCCUUGGUUUCAUUGGCCACUGGCAAGCCGGUGCGUCAAGACGUGGCUAUGACCGGUGAAGUGUCCCUAAAAGGAAAGGUGCUGACCGUUGGUGGCAUCAAGGAAAAGACAAUUGCUGCUCGUCGUAGUGGCGUCAAUUGUCUGAUCCUGCCUGUGGAUAACAAAAAGGACUUCGAGGAGUUACCCACGUAUAUUACUGAGGGCCUGGAGGUACACUUUGCAACCAACUACGAGGAUGUCUACAAGAUAGCCUUUGCCGAUGCCACCGAAACGACAACCAACAAUGUGGUGGAGCAGGAGCCGCUGCAAAAGGUUUCCAGUGCGGCGGCCGCCAAGUCGGCGACAUGGCCUUAAUCGUAGCUUUAGUAUGGGGGUUGUACCGGGUGUUCAUAGUUUUUAUUAAUAUCGAACGUUAUCAGGUUAAUUAGUGUAUUUAGACCAUAGCAUUUGUUAAAGCUUAUGCCAAGUAAAUUGAAUGUACUGACGAA